This is a messenger RNA of Pieris macdunnoughi, 1887 nucleotides long. NCBI's taxonomy places the organism in Eukaryota, Metazoa, Arthropoda, Insecta, Lepidoptera, Pieridae. The record is from the annotation of a GenBank genome assembly.
AUGCCGCGCAACUACAUUAUAAAAACUACUCGACAAAACUGGAGUGAGACUUCGAUGCAAUUGGCACUAGAUGCUGUAAAAGAUGGAAUGGCUUUCAAAACAGCUAGUAGACAGUUUUCAGUGCCACUAAUGGCGUUGAAACGAAGAACCAAAGGAAAAAAUAAGCUUGCUGUGGGUGCGGUUAAGGUUCUGGGUAGUAAACAAACUGUUUUUACCACCGAACAAGAAGCAGAACUUGUCAAACAUAUAAAAGACAUGGAGAUAAGAAUGUAUGGACUGACAAAAACAGAAAUUCUUUCUCUAGCUUAUCAAUUAGCUGAGAAAAACAAGAUAAAACAUCCAUUUUCAUCCAAAAGGGAAAAAGCUGGUAUUGAGUGGCUAAAAGGAUUCCGAAAACGGCAUCCAGAUAUAACUCUUCGUGCUCCGGAAUCAACAUCAGCCGCUCGAGCACGUGCGUUCAACAAACCUGUUGUUGAUAAAAAAAAUUCGAUUUUGAAAGACACACAAGCGAAACAUUCUUUUCCACCGUAUAGAAUAUUUAAUGUCGAUGAAACCAGUUUAUGCACUGUCCCGACCAAAAAUACAAAGGUGUUUGCUCAAACUGGUCGUAAACAAAUGGCUAGAGUCACUUCAGCUGAAAGAGGUGACACCACAACAGCAGUAGUUUGCGGCUCUGCUACUGGAAACUUUAUACCACCGAUGUUUAUAUUUCGCAGAGUGCGAAUGAAGAUGGAGUUGAUGGAUGGUGCACCUCCCGGUUCCGCUUAUGCAUGUAAUACGACUGGCUGGAUGAAAUUGGGUGUCUUUGAGCAAUGGUUUGAUCAUUUUUUAACUCACGUGAAGCCUUCAAAAGACGAUCCAGCAAUGUUGAUGUUGGAUGGCCACCUCUCGCAUACAAAAAAUUUGAAUGUGGUGCUAAAGGCGCGAGAAAAACAUGUGCUUAUUAUGUGCCUGCCACCGCAUUGCACCCAUAAACUCCAGCCAUUGGACGUUGCGGUCAUGUAUCCUCUGAGCAUUUAUUAUAACCAAGCACUAGAAAAAUGGAUGAACAAUAAUCCUGGAAGAGUAGUGACUGUUUUCCAAGUAGCAAAAAUUUUUGGAGAGGCUUACCUAAAGGCAGCAACACCAUCAAACAUUAUUAGCGGAUUUUUAAAAUGCGGAAUACAACCGAUAAACCAAGAUGUUUUCAGCGAUGUGGACUACGUAGCUGCAGAGACGACUGAAGUGGAAGCGGAUACAGAUAUUGCCGAUUCGGAUGACUCGUCUCAUUCGGUUUCUGUCUUACCAUUGUCUACAUCCACUGAAGCUAUGCAAACUAGUGAUGUUUCACAAGUGUUGAUUCCAAUGGAAACGGAUGAGGCUUAUGCUAUACCUAGAAAUGAGCCAGCAACGCCAUGCCCUACAAACGAAUCUUCUCCUAGGCAGACUGAAGAUUCUUCUGCUGUGCUUUCCGUCAUGCCACCAUUACCAUGCCCUCCAUUGGAGUCAAAUGCAACAGUACAAUCUUCAUUGUGCGAAUCUCCUCCUAGGCAGACUGAAAAUUCUACUGCUUCGCUUCCUGUCAAGCCACCAGCACCGUGCCCUCCAAAGGAGUCAAGACCUACAGUACAAUCUUCAUCGCAGACUGAAGAUUCUACUGCUUUGCUUCCCAUCAUGCCACCAUUAACGUGCUCUCCAAAGGAGUCGAACGCUACAGGACAACUUUCAUCGUGUGAAUCUUCGAUUUCCGCCAUGACACCAUUACCAGUUGCUUCUGUCGAUUUGCCUUCGACAUCAUUUGGAUGUUUCGCACCCCGUGACAUUCUACCGUUUCCAAAGAUAGAAGGAAAAAGGAGUAAAAUUAUUAGAAAAAAAGUUGACACGUCGAUACUUACUAGUACACCCUAA